Molecule: messenger RNA, 1032 nt
Organism: Penicillium brasilianum
Lineage: Eukaryota; Fungi; Ascomycota; Eurotiomycetes; Eurotiales; Aspergillaceae
Source: the annotation of a GenBank genome assembly
GUUGGCAGGUCUUUUGCGGUCACCUCGUGUUUUUGUUGGAUUAUAUCAUUAUCACUCCGGGAAUUUCUCUACGCUUCUUGAUUUAGUUUCUAUUCAAGAUGUCGCAGACGGUCGGAAAGACCCGUCUUGCCUACUCUCGAGCAUGGCACUAUGUCGAUGCCGGAUCUGACCCUCGCUCCCUCGGCCGUCUGGCCUCAUCGAUUGCCCUCGUUCUCAUGGGCAAGCACAAGCCGAUCUACGAUCCCUCGACAGAUUGCGGUGACUACGUGGUCGUCGCCGGCUGUCACGACCUCCGGACAACCGGCAAGAAGCGUUUCCAGAAGAUGUACUAUACCCACACGACUCGCCCCGGUAGCCUGAGGAGCAUGACUAUGGAUCAGAUGUUUGCGAAGUGGGGUGGUGGUGAAGUUCUGCGCCGCGCAGUCAAGGGCAUGUUGCCCAAGAACCGGCUGCAGGAGCCGCGGUUGGCUCGUCUGAAGACUUUCGAGGGCCUCGCGCAUCCUUACAAGGAGAACAUCGUCAAGUUCGGCAACAAAUCGAUCUUGGGCCAGCCCGAGGUCCAAGCUGCCUUCAAGGAGGCCAAGCCAUCCGCAUAGACACCUACCCUUUCUCUCUUCUGUCUCGUCGUCUACAACUUGAAUACCGGGUUCCAGCCCGGAUCUGUCCGUGUACUGUAAAUUAUUUUUCUGCGUUAUGAUCCAAACCGCAAGCGCAUGGGUGUGGAGUCCAAUAUUUGGGAAUGACCUUUUUAUCUAUCUUUUUUGUUUUCUGACAUCCCUGUUCUAACUACCUUGACCUUUCUUGCGCUAUGUUCAUUCCCACUGGCAUGUAUUUAUAGCAAAGCAAAAUCAUAUUGGAAGUAGAAAAAAUGUGUUCCAAGGUGACAUUGAGUCGUGUCGCGGCACGCCCAUUGGGAUAUAUAGACAUGACAUUAUGUACAGAAAAGCAGCAUGCUAGAAACUCCAAACUCGGGCAUUCCCGAUCUACAGGCGGGCCUUCGGGCCGGAGCGGGCCACGGUGCACUUGAUGAGA